AUGCCCAGGCCCGCCUUCUCAGUCAUUUCCUUUUGUCACCGGUUUGGCAAACAGGAGAGAAAGCAGAGCCUCAUGGGAAACAGCGGCAACAGUUGGUCCCUCACGCCGCCCCCCAGGCUGAAGCGGGGCCUGGAGUCCGGGCCCAGGGAGCCCCGGGAGCCGCCCGCCUGCGCCCUCUGCCCGGAGAGGCCCCCGCGGGACCGGUGCCCCCCGCGCCGCAGGGGCCGGCGGAGGGGCCUGCGGGGCCUGGAGGAGAAGAUGGGGCGCCUGCUGCGGAGGCCGCCGCCCGCCCUGCAGGAGGCAGAGGGCUGGCCCAGCGGAGGGGGCGCCCUGCCGGGGUGCAGAUGGGGCGCCGACAGCCCGGACAGGGGCGUGCGCAUGUGGAGCCAGCCCUUCCUGCUGGGGAAGGAGGGCCAGCAGGUGGCUGUGUUUCUGGUGGACACUGGGGACGCCAUGAGCCCGGAGCUGAGCCCGGAGACCAGGACCAAGCUGUGCGCCCUCAUCAUGAUGCUGAGCUCCUACCAGAUCCUCCACACGUCCCGGGAGCUGGAGGACACAGACCUCGAAUACCUGGAGAUGUUUGUCCACGUGGCUGAGGUGAUGGGCAGGCACUACGGGAUGGUGCCCAUCCAGCGCCUGGACCUCCUCGUCCGAGACUCACCCCACCCCAGCCCGGCCGGGCGGGGGCCCGUGGGGGACGCCCUCCGGAAAUCUGGCAAAUACCCCCGGGUCUGGGAGCUGCUGCGAGGGAGGCAGGCCCGCCGCUGCCUCCUGCCUGCGCUGAGGCCACCACGGGCCGGCAGGGACUGCGGGAGCCCGGGCGGCCCAGAGGACGCCGCCUGCCCGUUGCGGGCCUACGUCGCCAAGGUGCUGAGCGCAGCCCCCCAGCUCGCCAAGAGCCGCAGCCAGGGCUACGGGAGCCAGGGGCGCCCCGCGGCCCGGGGGGACGGGCACCUGCUCACCGGGCAGCAGCUGGCUCAGGAAAUCAAGAACCUCUCGGGCUGGAUGGGGCGGCCGGGGCCCGGCUUUGGCUCUCCGGAGGAGAUGGCCGCCCAGCUGCAGGACCUGCGGACGCUGGAGGCCGCCAAGCAGGAGUUCAAGGAGUUCGUGCGGCAGCAGGACGCAGCCACCAAGCGCAUCUUCUCGGCGCUCCGGGUGCUGCCGGACACCAUGAGGAGCCUGCUGUCCGCGCAGAAGGACGCCGUCCUGGCUCGCCACGCCGCGGCCCUGCGGAGCCCGGGGAGGGCGCGGGCCCUGGAGGCGCUGGAGGCCGAGCUGCAGGCCCAGGCCCGCGCCUUCAUGGACGCCUACACCGUGCGCUUCUGCGGGCACCUGGCCGCCGUGGGCGGGGCCCUGGGCGCCGGGCUCAUGGGCCUGGCGGGCGGCGUGGUGGGCGCGGGCAUGGCCGCGGCGGCGCUGGCCGCGGAGGCCGGGAUGGUGGCUGCCGGAGCCGCGGUGGGGGCCACGGGGGCCGCCGUGGUGGGGGGUGGCGUGGGCGCGGGGCUGGCUGCCGCCCUGGGCUGCCUGGAGGGGGAGGAGGAGGAGCGGCUGCAGGAGGGGGACCGAGAGCCGCUGCUCGGGGUGGAGUGA
Molecule: messenger RNA, 1590 nt
Organism: Pipistrellus nathusii (Nathusius's pipistrelle)
Lineage: Eukaryota; Metazoa; Chordata; Mammalia; Chiroptera; Vespertilionidae
Source: the annotation of a GenBank genome assembly